AUGACCCUUGCUUUGUUCUUCGCGAACAAGGAGGGAAAACAUGGCAACAGUGAGCCAGCACAGAAAACGCAUGACGAUAUAUUGUAUGAAAAGUUCAGGUGUGAGGUAGCAAAUGUAUUUGGAUACAUGCUCAAGAAUCAGUAUUGUAAACAUAAUCCAGGAUGGAAGAGGGGUGUGGAGUACGCUUGGAAAACACUGCAAGAGAUGGGCAAGGACGUAGAUGGGAACAAGGGGCUUACGGGUCCUGUUAUGGAUGGAAGAUGCACACAAUGUGGGUAUGACGGUAGUAGAACGAAACCGGGAAUAAUAAAUGGGGAGAUCGCAGAAUGGUUCCUGACAGAAGGAAUAAUGGGAGAAAUAGCACAGAUGGAACGAGACAUGCCAUGUGCCGACAAGUGGGAUACAUACAAGAAAAAGAACAACUUAAGAAAAGGGGACACUAUCCAGGACAUUUUGCAGCAACCAGGAAUUAAAAACAUGAAGGACGAAGAACACACAAUAAUACAGAAAGCCAAGAAGGUCUUUAAGGAAGCGGAGAAAAAGGUACAGGAAGAAAUUGUAAGAAAGGAAGCUGAAGAUAAGGACGGCACGACACCGGUAGCUGCAGCAGGAGCACAGCCCGCAGGGCCUGAUGCAUCAGGCGGAACAAGCAACACUCAGGAGGCCGCGGUUGAUGCCGCGGCGAACACCGAUACAGGGACGCACAGCAGCACUACCCACAAGGAGGAUCCUGAACUGGGUACUGUUACUAUACAUACGACUGUUACUACUACACCCUACAUUUCUACACGCGGUGUGGACCCCACCGCACUGGAGAAACUGGCUGAUGCACAGGCGACAGGGCACAUAAAGCAACACCCGGACAGUGUAACACCGCAGAGAGCCCAGGAUCCGCAGUCUCCAGCAGCAGAAGGACCACCCGAGGCACCAGCAGAAGCAGCACCAACAACACCAGGUCAGAAGGAUACAGAGGUAACUACUAAUGAGCAGAUACCUCCUAAAGGGGAAUCCGGGUCCGCAAGCGAAAGCACAGCAUCGAAUCCAGACGCACUGGGCACUGGUGCUGGUGUACAACCCGAAGACCCCGACCAGAAGAAUACCAUCGUCGAUGGCGGCAACGAUGACCCCCCUCCUCUCAAUCCACCCAAACCAAAACCGAACCCGAAUCCCGAUCAAUCGGGUAGUAGUGGCAGUUUCAGUGAUGCCGAUUUGGCGGAUGGAGUUUCUGGUGGGAAAGGCAAAGCCGGAGGUGCUGAUGGAGCAGGUCAACCGGGUUCCUCUGAAACUGGUUCUAGUGGGGCCCAAAACCCCGGUUCCUCCGGUCCGGGUUCUCCGGGGACAGGAGCAACUGGGACUCAUGGUGCCGGUUCUCCUCCUUCCGGUGGCCCAGCUACACAGGACAAUAACCAAGUGGUUGGUAUUGGCAUCGUUGCGUUCUUCCUAUGGAAGUACUUUGCCCACCUCGGAAAACAACGACGACGAACAUAUCGAACCGUUCGUGACGUGCCGUCACCGCCACUCCACGAAGACAUAUUGCAGCAUCUACAACGCGGCGAACUACCGACACCCGAUUACGGGUACACGAUGAUUACGCAACCUGCAUCUGCUGCCGCCCGACGACGACGCCCACCACGCGUGCACAAGCGCACGAUCAUCGAGCUACAUCUAGAAGUGUUAAACGAAUGUGCAGCAACCGAAUGGGAAAACGUCAAAGCGGACUAUUCGCAGAUUGUCGUGCAGCAGUUUGCGCAGGAUUUGAUGCGGGACGAGGACACGAAUAACAGUAUGUUGGGUGUUUCUACCACAAACGAGGGUCCUCCAGGGACCAAUGUUUCCUACACUGACUCCGACGGAACUGAUAUAUGUCCACCUAAUGAAGAUGAACCCGAUCCAUGGAGUUGUAUGGAAACUACACAGUUAGCAACGGACCCUUGUCCACCUAAUGACUCCGAUCCAUGGAAUUGUAUGGAAAACAUACAGUUAGAUACAGAACCCGACCCGCACUCCUCCCCGCGGAAUGAAUGCCCGAUCCGCGACCACACUUAUUGGAUUAACUGGAUUGACCGCAACAAGCACCUAUUGCAGCAGUGCACGACGCAGCCGUGGUUUCUGCAGCUAACGUUGGCAUGGAAACAAUACCUGCGUGAGCACAUGGCGGCAGACGCGGACAACGGACAACGUGCAUUCGGUGAGGCACCCACCCCGCCGAUGAAGAAACUGGAUGCAUGGAAAGCAUGGGUUGCAAAGCAACAUGCGCUUAUGAAUAUAUAUGGUGAGGAGGAGUGGUUUCAACGUUUGUUACAACAUAUCGAGGAGGAGACAGCAUCGCAAAACGGCGAAGUACCUGUAGUGGAACAUGUAAUGCCAGCAGCAGACUUGCUACAAGUGAGAAAUUUAUCGCUGUCGCAACCACUGCAUCCGCAACCUUACAUGACAAAACCGGUAACCGCUACAACAUGGAUACUGAUCCUGGCAUUAGUCAUAGAACAGUGCGAGCUUGAAAGCCGUUUGCAGGAGACGGAGUUAUAUGUGGAUGCUUUAUUACAGAAUAUGCGACAUUAG
This is a messenger RNA of Plasmodium fragile, 2562 nucleotides long. RefSeq lists its product as uncharacterized. Lineage: Eukaryota; Apicomplexa; Aconoidasida; Haemosporida; Plasmodiidae. The record is from RefSeq and is a predicted model, not a curated record. The transcript is spliced from 5 exons. The coding region runs from base 1 to 2562 and encodes 853 amino acids.